Messenger RNA from Microthlaspi erraticum, 510 nucleotides. Lineage: Eukaryota; Viridiplantae; Streptophyta; Magnoliopsida; Brassicales; Brassicaceae. The record is from the annotation of a GenBank genome assembly.
AUGGGCUUAGUUACAGAGGAGGUGAGAGCCAAGGCAGAGUCGUACACCGGAGAUGAGAUAUGCCAAGAGAAGGCAAAGUGUUUCCUCAAGGAAAUAUGUAUGCCCAAUGGCUUAUUACCACUCAAGGAUAUAGAAGAGGUUGGGUAUGACAGAGAGUCAGGUGUUGUAUGGCUGAAACAAAAGAAGAGCAUCACUCACAAGUUCGAAGCGAUUGAUAAGCUUGUCUCCUACGCAACCGAGGUCACUGCCGUGGUUGAGACCGGGAAGAUCAAGAAGCUCACUGGAGUCAAGGCCAAGGAGCUUCUUAUUUGGGUCGGUAUCAGUGAUAUCUAUACCGAGGACGGAGGGAAGAUCACGUUCAAGUCACCGACCACACUGUCCAGGACUUUCCCGGUCUCAGCUUUCGUAGUCCCAGAAGAAGUGGAGCCUGCCAAAGAGAAGAGCAGUGAAGCCACCGAGGUCAAGGAGGCUGUUCCAGUCAAAGAGGCUGUUGCAGUUAAAGAGGCCUAA